GUUCACAUGCGUCUCUCGUAAUUAAUUUCUACCUCUUAGCCCCCCUCCAUUUCCUUCAUCUUCUUCUCCAGCAACUCUCUCUCUCUCUCUCUCUCUCUCUCUCUCUGUCUAUCUCUGUCUCAAGCCCUCCAACUGCGGCCGGUAUGUCCAUGGCCCCCUCUGGCGGCCACUGCCGGCUUCUGGCUUUGGCAAUACUGGCCAUGACCGUUGCUACAAUGUUUGGGAGCGGUCAUUCCUACAACCGGCCAAAAGCACGCCGCACGAUCUUUGUCCGCCGCUUAUCAAACGACAAUUCUCCAGAACAGGUGCACAUAUCUGUUGUCGGGGUAGACAAAAUGAGGGUGUCAUGGAUUACAAAAGAUGAGGCCCGAGCAACCGUCGAAUAUGGUACGUCAGCUGGCGUGUAUGAUAGUUCAGUUACGGGGACUACUUCAUCUUAUAAGUAUGUGCUCUAUAAGUCGGGCCAAAUUCACGAGGCGGUCAUCGGUCCGUUGAAGCCCGAUACGGUCUACUACUACCGGUGCAGUUCUGAUCCAUCGCGGGAGUUCAACUUGAAAACGCCUCCCGCCCAAUUCCCCAUCAAAUUUGCAGUAAUUGGUGACUUUGGACAGACUGAUUGGACGAAGUCGACCCUCCAGCACAUAUCGCGGUCGGACUACGACAUGUUGCUACUGCCGGGGGACCUGUCCUACGCGGACUUUUACCAGCCUUUGUGGGACUCUUUUGGGAGACUGGUCGAGCCACUGGCAAGCCAGCGGCCCUGGAUGGUGACCCAGGGUAACCAUGAGAUCGAGAAGAUCCCGGUUGUCCACUCCAAGUCCUUCACAUCCUACAAUGCUAGGUGGCGCAUGCCAUUCGAGGAGAGUGGGUCCACCAGCAACCUCUACUACUCAUUCGAUGUAGCCGGAGUCCAUGUUAUCAUGUUAGGUUCGUACACAGAUUUCGGGCCAGACUCGGACCAAUACCGGUGGCUACAAGAGGAUUUGGGAAAGGUGGAUAGGGCAAGGACUCCAUGGGUUGUGGUGCUGAUACAUGCUCCGUGGUACAACACUAACACCGCUCAUCAAGGUGAGAAGGAGUCGGUGGACAUGAAAGCCGCCAUGGAAGAUCUGCUGUAUCAGGCCCGUGUAGACAUUGUCUUCGCCGGGCAUGUGCACGCAUAUGAGCGUUUCACUCGAGUUUAUGAUGGAAAAGCCGAUGACUGUGGCCCGGUGCAUAUCACAAUCGGUGAUGGUGGCAAUCGUGAAGGCCUUGCGACAAAGUACAGGGAUCCGGCGGAAAAUAUUUCCAUCUUCAGGGAGGCAAGCUUCGGGUAUGGUCAGUUCGAGGUUGUGAACGAGACCCAUGCACAGUGGACGUGGCAUAGGAAUGAUAACGAUGAGUCGGUCGUAGCCGAUUCUGUGUGGCUUACUAGUCUCUCAUCAAACCCAAUCUGUAAACAUUAAAAAUUGGCUACUGUUAGAAACACAUAUCUGAUUUGUACAGAUAUUGGUGGGGUUGGGAUAAAGAUCAUAUAUCUACACAUAAGAAUUAAUGGCCUUAUUUCCGCAAAAAUAAGUCUGAUAUGUAUUCGACUCAUCAGAUCAAGCCAUGCAUAUUAUAGUCAACAUUACAGUAAACAAUUAUAUCACAGUAAACAAUAAAAAUUGGUCCAUAGCAAUAAGAGGGAGAGUAGUGAUCUUUCCCAAACUCUCAACAAUAUUCUAAUUUUUUUAUCAUUAAAAUAUUAUUAUUUUUAUUUGUUUACAUUUUCUA
Punica granatum (pomegranate) is the source of this 1755-nucleotide messenger RNA. Lineage: Eukaryota; Viridiplantae; Streptophyta; Magnoliopsida; Myrtales; Lythraceae. The record is from RefSeq and is a predicted model, not a curated record.